This is a messenger RNA of Physcomitrium patens, 3997 nucleotides long. Its product is annotated as MLO-like protein 15. Lineage: Eukaryota; Viridiplantae; Streptophyta; Bryopsida; Funariales; Funariaceae. The record is from RefSeq and is a predicted model, not a curated record. Gene Ontology annotation, cellular component: membrane. Gene Ontology annotation, biological process: defense response.
UGUCGGACUCUGGAGGCUUAAGGGUAGUCGAGAGCAGAUUCCAUUCGGAAAGGUCAGUAGAGGAGAGUUGGACGUAGUGUUGUACAUGGGCCAGCAUUCAAGACUCGAGUGUGGAGAUGUGCGCGAGGGGAAGCUGGUGAAUUUACGAAGCAGACUAUGGAGAGUGAAGCAGCAGGGAGAGGGUGACAACUGACUGUAGUAGUGCUGAUAGGAAGGAGUUCGAAGGAAGUCAGACAUCGGAGAAGAUGAUGGCGGAAGAGGAGGAGAAGUCUCUUGAGGAUACGCCCACAUGGGCCGUCGCAGCGGUGUGCGCGGUGUUCGUGGUGGUGUCCCUGAUGGUCGAACGAGGCCUCAAAUAUCUGGGCAGACACCUGAAGAAUACGAAGAAGAAGGAGUUGUCGCACACCCUGGGGCAAAUUAAGGAUGAGCUGAUGCUGCUGGGUUUUAUAUCCCUCUCUCUCACCGUCUUUCAGAAGAAGAUAGCCUCGAUGUGCAUGCCCGAGCGGUUCAACCAUUUUAUGCUUCCUUGCAGUUUUAAACCAGCUUCUGAGGGUCGUAUUUCAGAAGCACUAGGGCACAGGGUGCUCUGGGAUGCAGGACCAAGUGUGACCUGUCCACCUGGUAAAGUGCAAGUGAUAUCGAUAGAAGGUCUCCACCAACUCCAUAUUUUCAUUUUCGUGAUGGCGAUUGUGCACGUGGUAUACAGCGCAGUUACGGUGCUCCUGGGAUUAUGGCAGGUGCAUUCGUGGAAGAAUUGGGAGGCGAAUAGCGUAAAUGAAUAUGAAAACAGUAUGAAGAAAGCGUUAGACUCAAAAAAUUAUGAUGGUGCAAAUACCAAAGACCGGAUGCUCUUGACGUCAGAUACCAGCCUACAUUUCUCCCACUACUUUUACAGCUUCUUCAAGCAGUUUGGAAAGCCUAUUUCGGAACAGGAUUACUUGUGUCUACGUUACGGUUUCAUUACACAUCACAACCUUAACCCGAACUUUGACUUUCAUAGCUACAUCAAGCGGAGUAUGGAAAGAGACUUUGAGCAUGUGGUUGGAAUCAGUUACUACUUGUGGGUGUUCGUGUGCAUCUACCUGCUUGUUGAUAUAGAUGGAUGGUACAGCUACUUCUGGUUGGCGUUUGUUCCUCUAGUUAUGGUAUUAUUUGUUGGAACGAAGCUCCAGCUUAUAGUUACCUCCUUGGUCUUGAGAGCCCGAACUGAGGCAAGCGACAAGGAUGACCUGUGCGGGAGCGCAGAAGAUGAGGACAGAGGAGUCAAGACGUGCCCAGGGAUAAGCCCUCGCGAUGAUCUUUUCUGGUUUAAAUCUCCACGCCUGCUACUUUUCCUUGUUCACUUCAUCCUUUUCCAGAACGCAUUCGAACUGGCCUUCUUCUUCUGGACAAUGGUCACUUAUGGGUACUCAUCUUGCUUAGUGGGUAAAACAUGGAUGGUUGUUGUGCGCAUUCUUGUUGGGUUUUUUCUACAGGUUCUGUGCAGCAUCAGCACCUUGCCCCUCUAUGCCCUCGUCACCCAGCUUGGCUCCAACAUGAAGCUCACAGUGUUUAGAUCUGAGUCUACUGGUGCGGCCCUUAGCCAGUGGGCAAAGUCUGCAAGGAUGAAGCACAGCCACAGCCAGGACCACAGCCACGAGCGUGUCGCACCUCAUGAACAUCACCAUAUCGGCAUCCUGGGUCUCACCAAGGAUUACAACGAUCAUGGCAAUCUGGUGAACAUUACUCCAGGGACGAGAUUACAUCAUGGUCGUGGGCAUGCUGAUCACCACGAGGGGCACAAACACAGCAAGGAAGCUGCUCGCCACCACCACCCCCACCACCACGCACAUCUACACAAGCAAGAUGGAUCGCACACAGUUGAAAUAUCAGAGCACUCUGUUGUCAGCCAACCCACCAAAAUAGAACCCUUCACAGACGGGGCAGAGCAUUAAGAAAGUAAACCAUAGCGUUCCAAAGAGAGUAUUGAUCUUCUACGCUGGAUUAAAUCUGACGUUCAGGGCACGGAUUCUACAGAACGACUGAGGAAAGCUUAACUUUGAAACCUGAGUACGUAAAUAUUUUGCAGGCCUGCUCUGAAGUGGAGCAGAAGUGUUCUAAGAAUUUUUCUCUUCACUUGGAAGAUGAAUCAGUGUGCAGUCUUAGUAAUGAUCUUUGUAACAGAUAUACGUGAAUGACCAACAAAUGGAAUGUUCAACAGCUGUUACAGUUAACUAAAAAUUGUUCAUGGCCCAGAAUCUCUGUUAUUGCUACACUCUGAUACUUGCGUCAUGGGAUGGAAUUAGAAUCAUAUAACCCGUUUUAUUGCUUGAAAUCAGGACAUGCCAGUAGCUUUCUGAACCUGUUGUAACAUAGUUUCCUACUGGUGUGCAACCUGUGAAAAAACCACACCCUCCCUACUCUUAUGCUACGAACAGAGUAAUAUGAAGAUAUCCUAAAAGCACCUGAAUGCUGGGUGUCAUCCGAUGACUGACAUUGCUGUGCGUCAUAAGUAUCUCGUGACAAUGCGGUGCGUCAUCUAGAUCACCCUCGAAUUUAUCUAAUCUUCGCCUUGGAUGGUGCCUGCCUCUGCACUAACGGUUGAGGGUAGUGCACUAGUUAACCUGAAGGGCUCAUCUUCCAGAGGACAUCUUAUACCUUCGAAUGCAAUGAAGAAACCUGGAGUCGGUAUUGCUCAGGGAAUCGGUGUGCAACCUGUGAAAUCGGACCUAGAAAGAGGAUGGAACCUCGUGGUCAACAAGGCGAGUAAUCGAUGAAUGGUGUAGCAGACGCAUCAAAAGAUGAAGAGGAAGUUAAUCCAGCUUUGACGGCCUCGGCACGUCUCAGUGCAGCUGGAGCUUUACUUCCAGAAUGCUUGAGAGAAAGGUUGAGGCAGUGCUCGCCUGUGUUGCAAGUGAGGUUGCAGCCGACUCAACAUCGUCUUUAAUCUUUCACUUGAGGACAGUACAAAUUUUUUAAAAUCUGAAUAUUAAGUCGAAUUCAAUCCAGCUCCAAGUGGCUCCCUUCCAGACCCUGCUGGCUUCAUUGUUAGAACCUCGUAGCUACCAUCUCCUCACUUGGCAAUCGGACUUAAUAUGUUUCAAAUUGGUAAAGCUUUCACUUUUACUGUUUCAGGGUUUUGUUAUUAGUUUUCGAUGAUUACUGGAGUUGGAAGAGCUUACAUUGACUUAGAAAGAGGAUGUUUCAAGAGUUUUGUUUGUUACACAUUCCAAGUGAGGCUGUUCCGUAUGCAAUUUUCUCUGUUGGAUGGUUGGAUUUCGGAACUGAAGUAGCAACAGUCUGUCCGUCCUCUCACAACAUUAAAGUCCCUAACUAACUCUCGAAGCUUUUCACCUGUUUAUUCUUUCACUGGGAUGAAUGCAGAGCCUGCUAUGUAUGGUACCCUCGUCUCGUGUUCGCAGAAAGAGUCUGUACACAGAAAAUAAAUCAGAGAGGGGAAUGAAGAAAGCAGGUUCUGCUGUAUAAGAGUUAUGUUGGCUGGAUAAUUCCUCUGCGAUACGAAUCGAAGCGUCCUUUGUAACACCGAGCGUCACCGAGUUGGCAGAACCUUUUUUACAAGGACAGGAAUCGCAAGAUCCACAUUCAGCUGUUACAAUAAUAUGACUUGGUCACCGUUAGCAGAGCCAUAGUGACUUCUAAGUGAGUGAAGACAUUAGGGGCAUGUAGCACCAGCCAAAGUAAUCAAGAGUCAAGUUCAGUUUUACAGAGUGAGACUGGCGGAAAAUGAUGUGAUGACCAAAACAGUUUGAAGUGAGAAAGUGCAGUUUAACAGUUUCCGGAAGUAGUCGAUGGGCUUUUGAUCAGACUCCUACUGUGGAGAUCCUAUUUCAGUCAUUGUUGGCGGUGGAUCUCAACCUCGAAUCAGAUUGAGCAAUUUUAUCGCAGGGUUUUGGUUAGCUAGCGAUAUCAAGUUGCGGUCAAUUCAAAUAACCAAUUGUCUGUGAGAAUCAAAGGAUCAAGUUCAAUCCAUGAGUGGAAGUCUGCAAUUUUGAUUUUA